CUGAUGAUUCUGAUUGGCUCCCCGGCUCCCGUUGACGGGUGGAGAGCCAAGAUGGCUGUGGCGGAGGUGCAGCAGCUUCAAAGCCGCCUCGAUGCCUUGGAGGAGCGGAUGUUCGGGGCCCCCGCAGGAGCCGCGUCUGCGGGGGGCACCCGGAAGAUAGCAGAUGGCUUAGGCAAAGUUCAAGGUGCCUUGGGAAACAUUGCAAGCAAAAGGGAGAGAGUUAAAAUUCUUUUCAAAAAAAUUGAAGACAUCCUAAAAUACCUGGAUCCUCAGUACAUUGAUCGAAUGGCUGUGCCAGAUGCCAUGAAGCUACAGUUCAUCUUGGCAGAAGAACAAUCCAUCGUGGCCCAAGCAGCACUUCUGGAACAGGUGAAGAGCCUGCAGCCCUAUUUAGACAGCGCACAUAUCAAAGCUUCUUCUGAUCAUGCCACCAAGCUCCAGCGACUUUCACAAAUACACCUUCAGCAGCAGGAUCAGUGUGAAGCUGUGACAGAGAACGUCCGGUUACUUCUAGACGAUUACAACAAAAUGACCCUCCUCCUUUCCAAACAGUUUAUCCAAUGGGAUGAGAUGCUGACUCAGCUGGAAGCCGCAAAGCAGGUGAAGCCCACACCGGAGUGAAGACCAGGCCUCGGAGUCAUUCCGUCGGACUUCGGCCAAUCUCCUGCUUUAGAUCCCAAAUCUCCAUAUUAAUAGCAGUUGCCUAGGCCAGGGGUAGGCAACCUUGGCUCUUUUAUGACUUGUGGACUUCAACUCCCAGAAUUCCUCAGUCAGAAUGGCUCAGCUUGGAAACUUCUCCCUUUCCCCUCAGCAUGGGUGGCUCAGGAAUUCUGGGAGUUGAAGUCCACGAGUCAUAAAAGAGCCAAGGUUGCCUGUCCCUGGCUUAGGAACUGGUAGCACUGUUGAGCUUCAUUUGCUAGUGUAGUGCCUGGGGUGGCCAAUCAGGGGUGUCCAAUCUUGUCAACAUGCUGCCUGGGGAAUUCUGGGAGUUGAAGUCCACAAGUCCUAAAGUUGCCCAGGUUGGACACCCCUGGUGGCUUCAAUCUGGAAGCUACCCCCUGACCUUAUGGGUCUAAAUAAUCUCUAGAUCAUCUUUUAAGGUUACUGUUUAAUUUAUUUUCAGUCUUCAUUCAGCCAAUUCGUAGGGAAAUGCAUGACUUGUCAAAAUACCUGUACUUGUGGACCAUAAUAAUAAUAAUAAAAUCCUCAUGAAUCCUCAA
Molecule: messenger RNA, 1220 nt
Organism: Crotalus tigris (Tiger rattlesnake)
Lineage: Eukaryota; Metazoa; Chordata; Lepidosauria; Squamata; Viperidae
Gene: DCTN3
Product: dynactin subunit 3
Exons: 7
Coding region: 4-621 (205 amino acids)
Biological process (GO): cytoskeleton-dependent cytokinesis
Cellular component (GO): dynactin complex
Source: RefSeq, a predicted model, not a curated record